CGACUGCCGUUUGCACUUUGUGUAAUUGUGUUUGGGCUGGCCUUGGAAAACACAGAGAGAGUCGAGCAGCAAUGAGCUCCACCGCAAUUCGAGCUUCUUCCUUUACGCUCUUCAGCUCUCUAUCCAAAACCACAAACCUCAGAAACGGGGAAAGUCCAUCGCUUGGACCUGCGAGAUGCGUCUUAGUGACUAUGAGCAGCAGAGGCAAGAACCGGAAACCGUUGCAGAAGGGGAGGAACCCCAGCAUCGAAGCAAUUCAAGCGGUGCAGGCCUUGAAGCGAGCCCAGAAAGAUAAGCAUACGUUGGACCGAGUGUUUCAUUCCAAGUUCAAGCGCCUACUCAAGCUCGAUAUGAUGGCCGUUCUUCGCGAACUUCUCCGCCAGAACCAAUGCGUCUUGGCCCUCAAGGUUUUCGAAGACAUUCGGAGGGAAUUCUGGUAUAAGCCUCAAGUCUCAGUUUAUGCUGAUAUGGUUACCGUAUUGGCUAGCAAUGGAUUGGUUGAACAUGUUGAACUUCUCAUUCAAUCAUAUUUGAAAAUAGAAGCUGUCGACUUAGGGCCCGAGAUCGAGGGCUUUAAUGCUCUCUUCAAAGCCUUGUUAAGUAGUAAUAACACCAAGCUUGCAAUGGAAUGCUACUGUCUGAUGAAACAAGCUGGAUGUGAACCAGAUAAGUCAUCCUUUAAGAUACUCAUAACCGGCUUAGAGUCAAGGGGAGAAACAGGUCCUUCGCUUACAAUAAGGCAGGAUGCUCAAAUGUACUUCGGCGAAUCUCUGGAGUUUCUGGACGAGGAGGAAGAGAUGAUGACACAACAAGUACUGAGUGAAUCACUUGAUUCACUUCCAAAGACAACCUAAGUCGUAAAGCGAGGAUUGCUUGUCUAAGCCAGGAUAAGUAUAAACACGGUUACUUUCUAAUAAUUGCACAUUCCAUCUACAAUGAUGCUUUCUGCCAAGAAAUUAUAAAGAGACAAAAAUGGGGGACCUUGUUUUCCCAAAAUUUUCAACUUUGUUUUACAACUGUCUACCCAAUUCUUGACUGUGAACUCAACAUGGUGGGAUAGCUGGGAAUGUUGAGGGGCAAGAGAAUAGAGAUGUAUGUGACCAGCUGCAAACAUGUGGUUACAUCCUCAAUACUUAUGAACUCAGGAUUAAGACUUAAAAAGUUUCAGGUUGCAAGCCAUAUUCCAGAAAUGAAGCAAUGAAAUCUUCCAACUUCCAAAUUUGAGUUCAGAAGCUUCUAUUACUUGAAUUGUUUCCCUUCAAAUGUCUGACCGAACUGCCAGUUUGGCGGAGCAACAUUAUAAGAUGCGAGUGUUCUUCCGCUACUGGCGGUCACCUCAAAAGAUAUAGGCUGCCCCUUGAGAUUCACAUUGCAUUGCCAGUUUUGUCCCCAAUUUCUUCCCAUGGGUAUCCAUCCUGUUUUUGAUCCUUUCACUUUCACAGCUACCACUUCACCAUCCAAACCCACGUUGGCAAUUAGAACUUGAAAGAAGCGUGAAUCCCCCUGUAGAUUGAAUCUCAGUCCACCACUUCUUUCACACUUCACCCUACAUAAAAUUUGUCAUAACAAUGUUUCCCUUAAUCUAGAAAACACAAACUACCCCAGUGAGAAUUCUACUUUUAACUUUGAUAUGUUACCUCCUGUACUGCACUGGAACAAUAUCGGCUCUUCUCUCAGCAAUUUCAGCAAAUGCAGCCUCUGACAUCUCAAAGUGUUCUUUGGGGAAAUUGCACCAGCCACCAUAAUCGGCUGCCAGUCCAUUGUUCGGAGGGCAGAAAUCUGUGGCAGUGAGAAUAAUGGAUGGACUCCCUUGCAGGCACCACAAUAUGUGGUCAACACAUCUCACCUCGUAACAAGCUCCACAAGUGCUCCCCCUGUUGAACAAAAUGGUGCUUAAGCCAGCACUGUACUUCCCAUAGCUAAUCUUGUGGAGGUCCCCAUAGCCACAAGCCCCUUCUGCAACGUCGUUAAAUGUGGCAGUCUUCCAUUCUUCAUCCUCGGCGCCAUUAAUCUCGCAUGAUAUCAGUAGAACCAAGAAGAAAACUGUGGCUUGAAGCGCAUCCAUUUACACUAUCAAGAUUUGAGGCGAAGGGUACCUCUGUUUUCUUUUUGUUUCUUUUGGGGCUUGUAGCCGAAACGAGGGGGUAAAGAAAGCGCGCCUUUUGUUUGGUAGAGAAUGACUUUAAUCUCCUUGGUGCGGUGCAGUGAAGGAUGGCUGAUGGCGGAUUAGAAACCUUGAAAAAAGUGACAACUUUGACAAAGAGUUCACAUUGUGGGAACUUCAGCAGGGCGAAAACGAAGGGAUUCUUGUUGGUCUAUAUAAUACAAAAGAGGGAUAUGCUUUAUGAACUCUUUUUCCUUGUAUCUUUUGUUCUUUUCAGCGGGGAAUGGAGACUUGAAAAUGCUUCUGUUCGGCUACACUCGGAAGGAAAGGGUUUGUGGCUUUCUUACAGUGGCAGACAGUGGUCGCAGAAAGCCUUAGAAUAAGUAAUUAAAAUAGAGAUUAUUUUC
Molecule: messenger RNA, 2511 nt
Organism: Carya illinoinensis
Lineage: Eukaryota; Viridiplantae; Streptophyta; Magnoliopsida; Fagales; Juglandaceae
Product: protein THYLAKOID ASSEMBLY 8, chloroplastic-like
Exons: 4
Coding region: 72-854 (260 amino acids)
Biological process (GO): Group II intron splicing; chloroplast organization
Molecular function (GO): protein binding; RNA binding
Source: RefSeq, a predicted model, not a curated record